Messenger RNA from Cajanus cajan (pigeon pea), 1548 nucleotides. Lineage: Eukaryota; Viridiplantae; Streptophyta; Magnoliopsida; Fabales; Fabaceae. The record is from RefSeq and is a predicted model, not a curated record.
AUGAUAGAGGAAGCAAUACUAGAUGCAGACAAAAAGGGCAUAAAAGUGUUGAGCCUAGGCCUAAUGAAUCAAGGAGAGGAGCUUAACAUCUAUGGAGGGCUAUACGUUAGUAGGCAUCCUAAGCUAAAAGUUAAGGUUGUAGAUGGAAGCAGCCUUGUUGUUGCUAUUGUUCUUAACAACAUUCUUAAAGGAACAACUCAAGUAUUACUUAGGGGAAAACUCACUAAGGUUACUAAUGCUUUUGCCUACACAUUGUGUCAACAAGGCGUUAAGGUUUCAACAAUGCACAAGGAUGAUUACGAGAGACCUCAAAAUUCAUCCAUUAACUUUGAAACUAAUUUGAUCAUUGCAAAAAGCUACACCCAAAUGACAAUGUAUAGAGCCAACGAACAGAUAGCCCGUGCCAUGGAGAUGAUGGUCAUGGCUAUGCAGCAACAGAAUGCCUAUUUUGCUAGGGCAGAGGCGGAUAGAACUGCUGCUGGUGCAACAAGGCCCACUGGGUCACAGGAGAGUCAGGACCUAGCCGAGUUCCGGAAGUGCCAUCCUCCACAAUUCAAAGGGGAUGCAGAUCCAGAGGUGGCUGACCACUGGAUUUGUGAGCUUGAGAAGAUUUUUACUGUGUUGGGAUGUUCACAGGAGCGAAGAUUGGCAUAUGAUGUAUAUAUGCUGGUCGGGGAGGCAGAGCAUUGGUGGAGAAGUACCCAUCACAUGCUGACUGCCAGAGGGGCGGUUGUUGACUGGGAAUGCUUCAAGAGGGUGUUCCUGGAGAAGUAUUUCCCUGAGAGUGUGAGGCAUGCUAAGGAAGCUGAGUUCAUGCGGUUACACCAAGGAGGGAUGACUGUUUCCGAGUACGCAAUGAAAUUUGAGCACCUGGCUCAUUUUUAUUCGCAGGGUAUAGCCGAGGCCUGGAAAUGUCGAAAGUUUACUGAGGGUCUGAAAUAUGAUCUGAAGAGGGUGGUGGUGCCUAUGGCCAUCACGGAGUUUCCAGCCUUAGUGGAGAAGGCGAAGGUGGUUGAGCGGUUGGAAGGUGGUAACCGCGAGGUGAAGACUACUGAAGGGCCAUCUGGGUCCAAGAAAGGAGGGAACCAAAGGAAGCCGUAUGAUAGGCCCCAACCACAACAAGGGGGUCCUGUCAGCAGGCAAUCUUCUGGUGCUGCAGGUGGAGGGAGGCAGGGUGGAAGUGCCACUCUAAGAUGUUAUAGGUGUGCUGGGCCCCACAUGGUCAGGGAUUGCCUGCACACUGAGAGCCACUAUUUCAGAUGCCACCAGAUGGGCCACGAGUCGGCCAACUGUCCUACUAGAGGUAGACCGGAGGGAGGUGAUGCUCGGAGGGGUGGUGCCCAGAGGGAUCUUGUGAAGGGAAAGGGUAGAGCUGCUGGUAAGGAUGUGACGAUUCUUUUCGAUUCUGGUGCAUCUCAUUCUUUUAUAUCUUAUGCAUGUGCUGCUAUGCUGGGUGUGCCUGUGUGUGAUUUGGGGUCGAGACUGCUAGUGUUGACGCCCGCUUCUGCUUCGGUAGUUGCUUCUGAGUUGUGUGCUGGGAUGGAUUGA